Molecule: messenger RNA, 946 nt
Organism: Cyphomyrmex costatus
Lineage: Eukaryota; Metazoa; Arthropoda; Insecta; Hymenoptera; Formicidae
Gene: mRpL49
Product: mitochondrial ribosomal protein L49
Exons: 3
Coding region: 344-898 (184 amino acids)
Biological process (GO): translation
Cellular component (GO): mitochondrial large ribosomal subunit; ribosome
Molecular function (GO): structural constituent of ribosome
Source: RefSeq, a predicted model, not a curated record
GACCACGUUCACCUACCUCGUCGCUCGUCGCCGUCGACGGCAGUAGUGGCCUAAUGGCCCGCGGGCCUGAUACCGAACGAAAAAAAAUUAAUGUCACGAUAGCGCCGCGAGUUGGCACGCGGUUGCCCGCGAUACGAGACUCGCCGCGGUCCUGGUCCAGACCUCCAUAUAGUCUAGACUCGGCUCAACUCGGCCGUAGUGACGAGUGCUGACGAGCGCUGACGAGUUAAGACGAGUUAAGACGAGAGAGAGAGAGAGGACGCGUCCGCGCCCGUCUCGGCCGUACAGUGCUCAUCUCAAUGGCCGCUGACGGCGCCGACCCUUAUUUACUAUAGUUUUCAAAAUGGCCGCCCUUCGGGUUUUCGCACGCGGUAACCUCGUCGCGGUCUCGAAUUCUGUACAGUUGUUAAACUGCGUCACGACGACGCGAGUCUCUCAGAUUCAACACAGAUGGGCUAGUUACAAAUCAUCUUCCAAAUAUACAACACCUGAAGAUUACACAGAUUACGACAUUACCAAAGAUGAAAACGAGUGGAAAUAUGUAGAGCGUUUAUUUGGACCCAAAAUUAUACCUAAACCAGCUGAAAAUAAUGAAUUUCCAUCUGGCUAUAAACCAGCAUCUGCUUCGCCUACAGAUAAUGCUUACUUCAUAGAACGUUCAAAGAAUCACAUGCAGUCUGUAUAUUUGUAUAGAAAUCCUAGAGGAACUAAAAGAGUUACAAAAAUAACUAAAAUUCAAGGAAAUAUAUGGGAUUUGGAACGUGAUUUAAAACAACAUGUAGAAGAACAUACAAGGAAAAAAAUUGCUAGCCAGAUACACGAAUUUGCAGGUACAAUUAAAAUUAAAGGUGACUACGUUAAUUGUAUUAAAGAAUGGAUGAAUACAAAAGGUUUUUAAAAAUCACAUUGGUUUUCAUAACAAAUUGUACCUUGUAAAUAUACAAUA